UCUAAUGAAAUGCAGUCAAACUUUGCAACUAAUAGUGUAGAUCACUCAGAUCCAGGUUAUGGUGUCACUGAGGCUGUACCUAUUGACACACAGGUUGUUGGUAUCCAGCCUAUUUCUGUCCCUUCUCUUCUGGUGAACGAGUUGAAGGAAAUCACUGACAACUUUGGUUCGGUUUCAUUGAUUGGUGAGGGGAUGUAUGGAACAGUAUACUCUGGUGUCCUUAGAAGUGGGCAGGUUGCAGCUAUUAAAAAGUUUGACUACUCUAAAAAGCAACCAGACCAAGACUUUUUAGCUCAGAUUUCUAUCUUAUCGAGGCUUAAACAUGAUAAUGUUGUUGGGCUACUUGGAUAUUGUGUAGAUGGUGACUGGAGAGUACUUGCUUAUGAGUUCUCUUCAAUUGGAUCUUUACACGAUGUUCUUCAUGGAAGGAAAGGUGUUAGAGGUGAACAACCAGGUCCAGUUCUAUCAUGGUCCCAAAGAGUUAAAAUUGCUGUUGGGGCUGCAAAGGGGCUUGAAUACUUGCAUGAAAAGACACAGCCUCGAAUUAUACAUCGUGAUAUGAAGUCCCGUAACGUUCUGCUUUUUAAUGACUAUGUGGCUAAGAUUGCUGAUAUUGAUUUAUCAAACCAAACACAACAAAUGACAUUACUUGUUCAAUCCACCUUUGUUCUUGGUACCUUUGGUUAUCAUGCACCUGAAUAUGCCUUGACAGGACACCUGAGUCUAAAGAGCGAUGUUUACAGCUUUGGAGUUGUUCUACUUGAACUCUUGACUGGACGAAAAGCUGUUGACCAUACUUUGCCACGUGGCCAACAGAGUCUAGUCAGCUGGGCAACACCAAGACUUGGUGAAGAUAAGGUCAAACAGUGUGUUGAUGCUAGACUGAAUGGAGAAUACCCGCCAAAGGCAGUUGCCAAAAUGGCAGCAAUUGCGGCGUUGUGUGUGCAGUAUGAAGCUGAUUUUAGACCAAAGAUGAGCGUUGUUGUUAAAGGACUGCAACCAUUGUUGAACACUGCUGGAUCCCAAACAAAAGCGCCACACUUGUGAAUUCCCCUCUACUUCUUGUGCUUAAUGAUGUUCUUGUAGAUCAUCAUGUGGGUAAAUUUAUCAGAUAUUGAUGUAUGAUAUAGAACCAUUCUUUUGUUUGACCUGCAU
Molecule: messenger RNA, 1155 nt
Organism: Lactuca virosa
Lineage: Eukaryota; Viridiplantae; Streptophyta; Magnoliopsida; Asterales; Asteraceae
Source: the annotation of a GenBank genome assembly